Myotis lucifugus (little brown bat) is the source of this 2391-nucleotide messenger RNA. RefSeq names its product protein-associating with the carboxyl-terminal domain of ezrin. The record is from RefSeq and is a predicted model, not a curated record. NCBI's taxonomy places the organism in Eukaryota, Metazoa, Chordata, Mammalia, Chiroptera, Vespertilionidae.
AUGGAAAAGCUCGAGGUGACAAUUGCCUCUUCUUCCAGAUGUCGUCCACAUAAGGAGCGUGGCUCUCACCACCUCGUUGACAUAGAAUGUGACAUGGCUCUCCAGGUCAGAGUUGCUCCAAGAAAGAAAAGACUUGUUACCAACAACCAUGUGAAGAAGCCCAGGCUUUGGAGCUCACGCCUGUCUUCUCUGCAGGUUGUUUUGCAAAACCUUCUUAAAUGUGUCAUCCUCGUCUACACUGUGUACCACGUGGUUCUGAGCCUGGGCUGCAGGGCGCUCAGAGUGAUGUACAAAACCUUGGUGUGCAAAGUUAUGGAGUGCCUCCUCCAACCUGCAGGUGGCAGAGUCCCGUGUGUGUUUGUGUACAAGAGAGAAAACGAAGACAAGGCCAACAAGGCCGCCCGCCAAGCAGCGAGGGAAACUCACCGCUCACCUGAGGACCUGGGCCGCUGGCGGAGGCUCCCGUCCUGCACGGAGCAGGCAGAUGGCACCUCGGUCGCUGGGCGCCUGCAGCCUCUGCGAGGGGCCUGGCAAACGCUGUCCCCCGCCGCCGUCUGUGCCGGGAUCGCCGACAGCCCUGCUCUGGUCUUCCUUCACGACAGAGGACCCCUCCCGCAUGGCCACGUCUGCUUGUCGUCCGUGCCUCUGGGUGAAGACGGGCGGGAGCUGGGAAGGAUGGAGACAGGCUGCGGGGUCCCGGGCAGCCCGGAGUUUGCGCGGAGCAUCCAGUCCGGAGACCCGGCCUGUAACCCUCCGGAAGGGACGGCUCCAGAAUUCACGACUCCGCCGAAGGGCCUGCACUUGCACUUGCACGUGCAGGGGACGCCAUGCCUUUGGGACGCUGGUGGGAAGGCGGCUGCGCCCCGCAGGCCUCGCCCAGCUCGGCCGAGUCCCACCCCGCAGUGUCGGCCCGCGCUCUGCACCGCACUGUCCCAUGGCUUCUUCAGGAACGACUUCCUAGGAGUUGUGGGUUUCUUGGAAAGUUGAACAUGGAAGAGUGAAGAGGGAAAAACGGAAUUCUGUAAGUUUCUCGGGCCAGUCAGCUGCCUACCAGAGGAUCUGAGAGCUUCCCCGUUGGGGUGGGUGCCUCUGCGGCCGAAUCAGCUAGUGUUUGUGGAGCCCGUGGCUGUGACGAGCUUCCUUCCUCAGCUGCUUGGCCCCAAAGAGGUUGGGCCCCGAGAGACCCCUCGCCUGCUGGCACGGGCCCUGUUCCGUCGGGGUGGCCCCGGGCCGCUGCAGCUGCUAGAGGUGCAGGAGGAGCACGUGUGCACAGUAGGGCAGUCUCACCUGGAGGCCUACUGGGAGCACUGCUCUGCCCAGCAGCUGAGGAUAGUCCUCCCGCCACAGGUGUUCCUGGGCCUGCGUGACUCCAGCAGCUAUCUGGCAAUCACUGCUUCGCAGCCUGGCCUGCUGGUCUCCCUACUUGGACCAGUGGAGGUCGUGGGAGGACAGAGAACCAAAGUCUUCAGACACACUGCCCCAAGUUUUACAAAAACGAUUGACCAGAAGGUGAAAUGCUCUUGGUGUGUAGGUUCUUCAAGAAACCUUUCUUGCGAUUCCCCCACGCACCUCAUCUGCAGCCAGCACAGGCAGACCUCACCCGCCUUGGAGAACCGCUCUGGGGUAUUCCCUAAAGGUGAUUUUUCUGGCGACAGGCCCAUCAGCAACAAGAAGCAGGAACAGCAAGAUUCCUAGACCACUCCUUCCCAGGCAGGUGGGAAUAGUGAUCGGUUUUCUCAACCUCGGCCAUUUCCCAUGAAUGGACUUUCAGAUGUGAAAAAUAUCUCAGGAGACAGUGAAAACCUCCUGCCAAGUCCCCAAGCAUCUGAGGAGUAGCCCGACUGGAGCAAUCCUGGGGAGCCUGAAAGUAGAACUGUCAGCACCCAGGUGAGGCCUCCAGAGCCCGGGACUGCCAGGUCCUCGCUCACGGACUUGAAGGUAGUUGAGAUGUGGGAUGACCUUAAGCACAGCAGCCUCAGCGAUGCAGGGAGCCCUGGAGGUGGAUCACUGGGGGAGCACGAAGCCAUUCCCACUUCUCUUCUGCUCAUCAAGCCAAUCCCAAAAGAAAAGACCAGUCCUAUCCCAGCCCAGGCCCAGCCCCCCCCGAAAGUAUCAUCAUGACUUGGUUUAGGAGAGGAGUUCACCAUUCAAGUGAAAAAGAAGCCAGCGCAGGACCCUGAGUUGGCCUGGUUUGCUGACAAACCUGAAAUGAAGCCUUCAGGUGCUGUUCUUGUUCUACCUGAACGGAGGACAGAAAUAGUGAUCCCCAACAAGAAUAGUAUCUCACCAGGGAUGCAGUUUUCCUCAAAAUUUGCUGCAGCAGAAAUGACUGAGGCGGAGUGAGGCUGGGGAGAUGCUGGGGAGCUGAACUAGAGAGACAGCAGCUGGUGA